Molecule: messenger RNA, 597 nt
Organism: Parnassius mnemosyne (clouded apollo)
Lineage: Eukaryota; Metazoa; Arthropoda; Insecta; Lepidoptera; Papilionidae
Source: the annotation of a GenBank genome assembly
AUGGCGGCUAAAUUUCUAGAAGAACCUACCAAAGUCAUCACUGGCAGUCACGACCGAACACUUAAAAUUUGGGAUUUGAGAAGUAGAAUGUGUACAGAAACAAAGUUUGCUGGUUCGUCAUGCAACGACCUCGUGACGUCAGACGGCGCUGGCUCCACCAUAAUUUCUGGGCACUUCGAUAAACGCAUCAGAUUUUGGGACAUACGCACUGAAAUGUCGGCCAAUCAUAUCAUGCUGCAAGGCAAGGUCACUUCACUCGAUUUAAGUAGAGACAGCAAUUAUUUACUGGCGUGUGUGAGAGACGACACAAUACAAUUAAUAGAUUUGCGGAUGAAUACAAUUGUUCGAUCGUUCAGCCACGAGUCGUUCAAAGUGGGCUGUGACUGGUCGAGGGCGGCUUUCGGGCCGGCCGGGCGGCUGCUCGCUGUUGGCGCCGCUGAUGGAUCAGUAUACGUUUGGAACACGCAUACAGGACGACUCGAGGCGAUACUUAAAGACCACUCGUCGGCAGUGACGGCAGUGUCAUGGCAUCCUCAAUCGGGGCUUCUGGCGUCGGUGGACCGCGGCAAACGCGCGCUCAUCUGGGGCGAUUUGUGA